This is a messenger RNA of Aspergillus chevalieri, 1125 nucleotides long. Its product is annotated as sucrase/ferredoxin-like domain-containing protein. The transcript is spliced from 2 exons. Lineage: Eukaryota; Fungi; Ascomycota; Eurotiomycetes; Eurotiales; Aspergillaceae. The record is from RefSeq and is a predicted model, not a curated record. The coding region runs from base 1 to 1125 and encodes 374 amino acids.
AUGCAAUCGCUGUUCAAAAAAGGCGCCUCUCUUUUCACGCCCUCUUCCACUCCUCCCAUCUGCAGCGCCGCAACCUCCACCGACAACCUCCCCGUAACCUCGACAGAGGACUUCCGCACCGCGCCUUCGCACGAGCGUUUAUUCCGCAAGGUUGACCCGGCUAUCGACGGCGAGGAAUGUCUGCACGACUGCGCGAGCUGCACGGUGCGGUACCCAUCGAGGUUUGACGUGGAUAUGAAGGACAAGAUGUAUGGGAAUAUAGGAGGGUGGGCAACACAUUUGCUCGUGGCGACGGGCAAGACAGACUGGGUAAGGGAUGUGGCAGAUGAGAAGGGGAGCUUGAUGGAGGCAAUUGAGAGGGGUGGGGUUGCGCCAAGCAAUGGGAAAUUGAAGUUGUCGGCUUCGAACAUGCCUGUUCCCGACGAGUAUCAUGACCAUGAGCCUGGGAAACAGCCGACGAAUGUGCUGCUCCUGCCCAGCUUCACUAUCAUCGAUCAUGUCACUCCCGCAUUGACUCCGGAUCUGAUCAACUAUUUCGUCAAUCCGGCGAUCACCACGACUACGCCACUAAAGACCUCGAAGAAUGAAACCAGCAGCGACAGCGAAGAAGACCAACAAGAAACCCCCGGCAUCAAAACCCUCACACCACUCCGCUCGCGCCCGUGUCCCCACGCCGCCGUCAUCCUCCUCUGCUCGCAGCGCACCCGUGACGUCCGUUGCGGCCAAUCUGCCCCGCUUCUGCGCAAGGAGUUCGAACGCCAUCUCCGUCCGCUAGGCCUCUACCGCGAACUCGACGACGAACGACCCGGCGGCGUGGGGAUAUACUUUGUCAGCCACGUCGGGGGCCACAAGUACGCGGCGAACGUCAUUGUAUACCGACGAAAGAACUUCGAUUGGUACAAGACGUCUGACAGGGAUGGCUGCGACCUUGCUCAAGAGGAAGAUGAGGAAGACGAUGAAGAGAGAGCAAGCGAAGGAGCAUCACAGGGGAUCUGGCUCGCGCGAGUCCGCCCUGAAGACUGCGAGAACAUCAUCCGGUACACCGUGCUGCAGGGCAAAGUGGUCAAACCGGGACAUCAGCUGCGCGGUGGAUUUGAUCGCGAGAAAGGGUUGAUUAGUUGGUAG